AAAUCCAUUACAGCAAUUUUUCAACAAAAAUAUGUCAAAUCUACAUAAAACAACAACUGCGCUGGUGAAGCGCGCCUCUUUUUCGGCUGCUGCUACGGCAAUGCCAAACGCUGUAACCUUGCCCGAGGCGCUAACGCAUGAGCCACCAAGAAUAAAUACACCAAAAGCACCAGCUGUAGAAGCCACCAAAGCAAAGGAGAGGUAUGUGAAACGAGCACAAAAAAAUCAACAAAUAUUCAAAUUUAUAUUUAUUUAUUUUCCUUUAUAUGGCAGCGCUCCGCUAUCGCAUGCACGCCCUUAUACAGCCGUACCGGGUCCCUGGGGUAUGCCAGUGCUGGGCAAUUCAUGGCGCUUUGCGCCGUUAGUUGGCCAAUAUCGCAUACAGGAUUUGGAUAAGGUCAUGAAGGAGUUACACAUCAACUACGGCAAAAUAGUUAAGGUUGGCGGGUUAAUAGGGCACCCGGAUUUGUUGUUUAUCUUCGAUGGUGAUGAAAUUCGUAAUAUUUUCAAAAAAGAAGAAACCAUGCCACACAGACCCUCAAUGCCUUCACUGAAACAUUAUAAGGGGAAACUGCGACGCGAUUUCUUCGGCGACAUCGCCGGACUCAUUGGUGUACAUGGCAAAAACUGGGCGCUAUUCCGUCAAGAGGUACAACAAAUACUACUACAACCGCAAACGGCUAAACAGUAUGUGCCGCCAUUAAAUGAAAUUGCCAGUGAAUUUAUGCAGAGAAUACAUGAAAUGCGCAAUGAAAACCAUGAGCUGCCAGCGAAUUUUCUGCACGAAUUACACAAAUGGGCGUUGGAAUCUGUGGGACGCGUUGCAUUGGACACACGCCUUGGCUGCUUGUCGCCAGAUGGCAGUGAGGAGUCGCAACAAAUCAUAAACGCCAUAAACACUUUUUUCUGGGCCGUGCCUGAAUUGGAGCUGCGUAUGCCACUGUGGCGUUUCUAUCCGACCAAGGCGUAUCGCAGUUUCGUCAAGGCGUUGGAUCAGUUUACCGAAAUUUGCAUGCGAAACAUAAGUCGCACAAUGGAUCGCGAAGAUGCUGCGCUGCCGUUGCAGAAGUCUGCCGGCGCUGAUUCGAUUGUGGGACGCAUUGUGCGCAAAACGGGCAAUCGCAAAUUGGCAGCUGUGCUGGCGUUGGAUUUGUUCUUGGUUGGCGUGGAUACGACCUCCGUUGCCGUUUCGUCGACCAUUUAUCAAUUAGCGAAAAAUCCCGAGAAGCAGCAAAAGCUUUACGAAGAAUUGCGAAGUGUAUUCCCAACGCGUGAAGCAGAUAUCGAUCAAAGCGCUUUGGAGCAAAUACCUUAUUUGAGAGCCUGCAUAAAAGAGACUUUGAGAAUGUAUCCAGUAGUCAUUGCGAAUGGCAGAAGUUUGCAAACAGACGCUGUAAUUGCUGGCUAUCACAUACCCAAAGGUACACAUGUCAUAUUCCCGCAUCUGGUGGUGUCCAAUGAUCCCGCGUAUUUUCCAGAACCGAAACGUUUUCUGCCCGAACGUUGGCUGAAGCGAAGCGAAACGAGUGUAGAAUGCCCACAUGCCGGACGUAAAAUUCAUCCCUUUGUCAGUUUACCGUUUGGCUAUGGCCGACGCAUGUGUGUGGGACGUCGAUUUGCCGAAAUUGAAUUGAAUAUGCUGUUGGCGAAGAUAUUUCGAAAAUACAAAGUGGAGUACAAUUCCGGCGAAUUAGUGUACAAAGUGAAUUCAACCUACAUUCCAGAGUCGCCACUUAAUUUUAAAUUGACGCUAAGGGCUGAGUAACGCACGAGCUGAUUGAUGGAGUGGGGUUGGCAGUAUGCAGACGGACAGACAGGCAGCAGGUUCAACAGCGAUGGUUUAGAAUUUGCCAAAAUCACCAGCCAACGGCAUUGCAGUGCAGCGUAACGGGAGCGUGGGAGCAUAUGAGUUUGCAUUUUCAAUAUUUGCACUGCUAGUUUGUUGCUGUUGUUGUUAUUAUCGUUCAAUAUUAUACUUUAGUCUCGACAAUAUGGAUGUAAUACGUGCUCAGCGCAAAAGCAAAUUAUGCCAAUGCAUUGCAUAAAUUACGGACCUUAUAGUCGUAUCAAAUUUAGUUAUAGAUACAUACGAGUAUACACAUGUAUUAAGUUAUAUAACAUAUUUAUGGCACGUGUAGUAUAAUUUUUUUACAUAUCUAAAAUUAACGCAAAAUCUCAAAAAAAAUACUAAUUAUAAACAAUUUUUAUAAAGUUCAAAAGAUAUAUUAAAAAGCUUUCAAAUUUUUUGUCAAUAGAUGGCGCUAUAUUCUAAAGUUUUGAAAUGGUCGUAAUGUUAUUAUAAAGUUGAUAUAUCCAUGUCUAAUUAACAGCAGAUCACCGCUAUAGCUUUUACAAGUAAGCUCAAAAUAAAAGCUUAAGUCGGGAAGGUGUUUAAGCCGAACCAGAACUACUCGGCUAUAAUAUUGCCGGAAUUUCAGUAGGACAGAUAUGCACCUGAAGCACUACAUUUCCAAAUACUAAAUAUAUUAGCCCCAUUACUCUUUAUAUUCAAAACACUUGGGCUAAACCUAAUGUCUUCCAAAUGCGAUGACUUUUCUGAUCACGUUACUAUUAAAAAUACGUAUUCCCUUAUAAUUAGAGCAUGAAGAGCACACAAUUACAAAAAAAAGUGAUGGGUCGAUACUAUGUUUUCUUACUGUAUACAAAUUUAUUAGUCAUUCAGCCUAAAUAAAAUGGUAAAAAGAUAUUAAAACUUCUCACUUCAAUCGAUUGGUCGUUCGAGUAUUGGUUCAAUCUCGUCAGUUAUUAUCCAUAGAUUACACAAACAUUAUUUUAUGGAGAUGUUGACUUCAGAUCCAUAACAAAAAUAUCUGCUACGAGCUAAAAUUAAGGCCGGUCCACUGUAUUUUCUUCAGGCAUUCAUAAUAAUUCAUAAUUUUGUAAAUUAAAUCCACAUUAUUUCCUGGAGGGAUAUUUCAAAUUCAUACUAGUGAUAACUGUUCAGUUAACUGUACAGAUUGUAAGCGGAAUGGUUCGAAUUAAAGUUACAAAACGGCUUAAAGGCUGAUGAAAUGAACAUAGAGUAGAACGCUGUUAUGUACUCGUAGCUUUGUUCAGUAAAAAUUUCACGCGGAAUUAAAGGAGAUUGCUGUAUUAUCAGUAUCAGGUUUCAAAACAGAAGAAAGAAGAUAUUCUAGUCUAAAAAAAAUUGUUUAUCAGAGUUUCAAAGUUUAAUUAUUCAAGAAUUUGUAUAUAAGAAUAUUUUGCAAAAUUCAAAUUAUGUUCGAAGAUAUAGGUAUUUAGCUGACCCGACAUCCAAUCUGGUUCGGCCGGAACUGUUUUUUUUUUAACGAUACCCACAAUUUCUGAGGUUCUACUGAACCGAAUUACCUGAAAUUUGAUUUGUCUAUGCCUGUAACUAUCCAUAUACUCAAAUUUCAGUUUUUGCUUUUUUUAAAAAAUUCGAAAAAGCCAAAAAAAAAUUUGUACAAAAUUUUGUUUUGUUUUGUAGGCAGGGAAUACUUUUUUUCGUGAAUAAUUUUUUUUCCAACCAGACAUUGCGACUUUAGUCCAGAUUAACAUUUUUUUUUGUGGUUUCAGAUAGCUAAAAGGUUUGAAAUCGUGGGUAUGACCACGUGCCAAAUUCUUGAUACCACCCACUUCAUCAGCUCCUAAUUUUAGAAAUUUUUAACAUUUUUCAGUUUUUGAUUUUACAAUAUUAUUAUGUAUACUAGUCCAGUGGAACAGAUCUACUACUUGGCGGUCUCAAGGAACAAGGAGCUACUUAUGGCUCUAAAUAAAAUUAGAUUGCUAAAAUACGAGUCUUUAAUUGGAUUAUUUCCGAUAUAUAAUAUUUCGGUACUUAUGAUUAUAUGAAAAAUAUGAAAUAAUUUAUGCCCCAACUAUAUAUAUUUAAGUGUAAUCAAUUAGUCGACUAGGUGUAUUUCUGUAUUUGUAAAUCAAAUUAAAUGGUUAUAAAAA
Bactrocera oleae (olive fruit fly) is the source of this 3942-nucleotide messenger RNA. The record is from RefSeq and is a predicted model, not a curated record. Lineage: Eukaryota; Metazoa; Arthropoda; Insecta; Diptera; Tephritidae.